AACUCACUGUCUUACCUCUUCUUUAGAUCAUCUAAGGUUUACGUGACUCUCGUUCAUGGCUUCCUUUUUCAGCCUCUUUGCCAUGGCAAUUAUGGUAGCAAACCUCGGGCCCUGCUACACAGCUCGGCAUCUACUUGAUACAACACCUGCUGCUGCACCCCCUGUUGUAUCGGCGGUCCCAACUUUGCCUAUGCCAAUGCUUCCAGCAGUGCCACCGGUACCUCCCACUACGAUACCAAUGCCCACGAUGCCAACAGUUCCACAAGUUUCAGUGCCGGGGGUGCCAACUAUUCCGAUGCCCACCAUUCCAGCAAUGCCAACAGCAGGAGUGCCACUGUCGGCUCCCAUUAUUCCAGCCAUACCCAAAGUUUCGCUGCCUCCUGUUCCUUCGAUUCUGACCACCCCUUCCAUUCCCUUCCUCAGCACUCCACCUCCUGCAGCAGCUCCAUGAUUCAUUGGGACUUUGAGCUUAAUAUAUGCAGUGUCUUUUAGUCUAUUACAGUAUGCCUUUGAGUACGAAUCUAGUCAUUACUAUGUCGACUUCGUGUACUAAUCUGCAUUAUGCAAUAAUACUUAAAUAAGUUGAUAUUUA
Messenger RNA from Zingiber officinale, 592 nucleotides. Its product is annotated as protein app1-like. NCBI's taxonomy places the organism in Eukaryota, Viridiplantae, Streptophyta, Magnoliopsida, Zingiberales, Zingiberaceae. The record is from RefSeq and is a predicted model, not a curated record. The transcript has a single exon. The coding region runs from base 56 to 451 and encodes 131 amino acids.